Messenger RNA from Limanda limanda (common dab), 1047 nucleotides. RefSeq names its product proteasome 20S subunit alpha 5 (gene psma5). The record is from RefSeq and is a predicted model, not a curated record. Bases 91 to 816 code for a protein of 241 amino acids. The transcript is spliced from 10 exons. Gene Ontology annotation, cellular component: nucleus; proteasome core complex; proteasome core complex, alpha-subunit complex. Gene Ontology annotation, biological process: proteasome-mediated ubiquitin-dependent protein catabolic process. NCBI's taxonomy places the organism in Eukaryota, Metazoa, Chordata, Actinopteri, Pleuronectiformes, Pleuronectidae.
GUUUAGACGUUGCACCGUGUACAUUUCCCCUGAAACAAGCGAACUCAUUCAAGGGUCUGAAGCCGAAGGUUCUGUGUCUAACCGAGAAAGAUGUUUCUGACGAGAUCGGAGUAUGACAGAGGUGUGAACACAUUCUCUCCUGAAGGAAGAUUGUUCCAGGUUGAAUAUGCCAUCGAGGCCAUCAAAUUGGGCUCCACAGCCAUUGGUAUCCAGACAACAGAGGGGGUGUGUCUGGCUGUUGAGAAGAGGAUCACCUCUCCCCUGAUGGAGCCCAAUAGCAUUGAGAAGAUCGUGGAGAUUGACACCCACAUUGGUUGUGCCAUGAGUGGCUUGAUAGCUGAUGCUAAGACUCUAAUCGACAAAGCGAGAGUGGAAACACAGAACCACUGGUUCACUUAUAAUGAGACGAUGACAGUGGAGAGUGUGACUCAGGCUGUGUCCAACCUGGCCCUGCAGUUUGGAGAGGAGGAUGCUGACCCUGGUGCCAUGAGUCGACCAUUCGGUGUGGCACUUCUGUUUGGGGGAGUUGAUGAAAAGGGGCCUCAGCUGUACCACAUGGACCCAUCAGGAACCUUUGUGCAGUGUGAUGCACGGGCCAUCGGCUCAGCGUCUGAGGGAGCACAGAGUUCUCUGCAAGAAGUCUACCACAAGUCCAUGACAUUGAAAGAUGCCAUCAAGUCAUCCCUUACCAUUCUGAAGCAAGUGAUGGAGGAGAAGCUCAAUUCCACCAACAUCGAGCUGGCAACAGUUGAGCCCGGGAAGACGUUCCACAUGUAUUCCAAAGAGGAGCUGGAAGAUGUAAUCAAGGAUAUCUAGAGCAGAGAAGACUCUACAAGUCUUGGUUUGAGAUCUAGACAGAGGAGGAGAGGAUGUAAAUUCACACCUGGGCUGAAUGUCUCAACACAACCACAACUUCUCAUCAGGACAUUUCUCGUCAUCUUUUUCGAUUGCAUACGAGGGUUAUCUUUGUAACGUGAUAAUUGAAUUCUUCUUUCUCACUAUCUGAACAGUCCUGUACAGAAGUCUGACCAACACAGAAAACGGGGG